Pieris brassicae (large cabbage white) is the source of this 3612-nucleotide messenger RNA. RefSeq names its product epsin-2 (gene lqf). Gene Ontology annotation, biological process: endocytosis. The transcript is spliced from 13 exons. Lineage: Eukaryota; Metazoa; Arthropoda; Insecta; Lepidoptera; Pieridae. Gene Ontology annotation, molecular function: clathrin binding; phospholipid binding. Bases 371 to 2062 code for a protein of 563 amino acids. The record is from RefSeq and is a predicted model, not a curated record. Gene Ontology annotation, cellular component: plasma membrane; clathrin vesicle coat; endosome.
UCAUGCACAGUUCGACGGACCUUCACCUCGUCUGAACGUGUUAUAAUGAAUCCGCUUUGCUCCUAUACGACUUUGACGUGCCAGUUAACAUGAAAGGAAAUUAUAUUUAGGCCGUGAAUAUUAUAGUGUUUGUUUGUGUAUUUACGUUUUGGAUUAAUGUAUUGUGACGUCAACCGGCUGUGAGGUGAAAAAUCUUAGUAUUCGUGCAAAUUGCGAUAUGAUAAAACUUUAUCUAUACCUGAUAGCUAUGAUUUAGAUUGGUGCCUCAUUUCUCAUUGUAGACUCAAGACAUAUAAUAUAGUUUUCAAGUGUUUAGUAUUGUGAUAUUACUCUUGAUUAGUUCAUUAAGGCCUCCCUUCACGGGGACGAAAUGCAAGUAAACGUGGCGGGGCUAAGGAGAAAUAUUAAGAACCUCGCGCACAACUACUCUGAUGCUCAGGUAAAAGUGCGCGAAGCGACAUCGAACGACCCAUGGGGCCCGUCCAGCACUCUGAUGGCGGAGAUCGCCGACCUCACCUACAACGUGAUGGCCUUCACCGAGAUCAUGCAAAUGAUCUGGAAGCGCCUCAACGACCACGGCAAGAACUGGCGACACGUGUACAAGGCCCUGGUCCUUAUGGAGUACCUCAUCAAGACCGGCAGCGAGAAGGUGGCCAUGCAGUGCAAGGAGAACAUCUUCGCCAUACACACCCUCAAGGACUUCCAGUAUAUGGAGGAGGGGAAGGACCAAGGUCUAAACGUGAGAGAGAAGGCGAAACAGCUGGUGCACCUGUUGAAAGACGAGGAGAGGUUGAAGAAUGAGAGAGCGCGCGCUCUCAAAGCAAAGCAGCGCUUCGCUCAAACGGCCAGCGCUUUCGGCAGCGAUGGCGCGCUCGACACGCCCUCGAGUCCCACCUAUCCCGCGCUGAGCGGCAGCGGCGAAUGGGCCGGCAGCGCUCCCGGCAACGGUCGAGAGUCGGAGUUGGCCCGGCCCCUGACGGCGGGAGAGGAGGAGCUGCAGCUGCAGCUGGCCCUGGCCAUGUCCCGCGAGGAGGCCGAGCGGGAGGAGAAGCGGCGCAGGUCGGACGACGUGCGGCUGCAGCUCGCAAUCAGUCAGUCGCAGAACGACUUCCAGUCACCCGGCGCGACAGGUGGCGAGAAAAAGCCCGAAAGCAACGGUCAAUCUCACCUGCUGGACCUGCUCGACGUCUCUCUGGGGCCUCCUCGGCCGGCCGUCGACCCCUGGAGCGCGCCCGGGGAGAGACCUAAACCGCCUGAUACGUUGGACAUCAGUAUAUUCACGGAUUCCAUGGAUACCAGUUCCGAGGCGUGGUCGGGCGUGAACAGUCCGGCCCGUGAUCCUUGGGCUCCGGCCGUCGCCGACGCCGACCCUUGGGCGCCGCUGGCACAGAGCAAGAGUCCAAUAUCCGUGAUUUCCUCCCCGUCUUCGGACUUGGAGCAGUUCGACGCUUUGUCUCAGAGACAGAAGACGCAGAACAAUCACGAGCAGGAUCCCUUCGACCUUUCUGGGCUCGGUGGCAAACUGAGUCCGCCCCUGUCCAGCGGCACGGGCGCCAUCAAGAAGUCCCCGUCGGCCUUCCUGGGUGAGAACUCGUCUCUGGUGAACCUGGAGCGUCUCCUGCAGCCGGCGGCCACCGCGCCUCCCGCCGCGCCGAACCCCUUCGCCCCCCUCGGGCCCCUCGGACCCCAGGCGCCCGAGACCCCGAGGCAGAUGUUCGCGCAACCGCAGCCAGCAAAACUAUCAAUUAACGAAAUCAAGCAGCAGCAAAUGGGUCUCGCUUCCAACCUGAGCUUCACCAGCUCCUCGCCCGCCUUCAGCGCGACUCUGAACAUGGCCGCCCCCAUGCCCCCUCUGGCCAAUCACAUGGGGUCGAUGCCGGCGAUGCCCCCCUUGGGGAGCACUAUGCCCCCGUUGACUAGCAAUAUGCCGCUUAGCGGGGUUCCACUCUCUGGAGCGCCUCUAGGUGCAGGCGCCGACCCGUGGUCCCCGUCCGGGGCUCGCGCUGCGUCGCCGUGGUCUCCGCCCCCCGCCCGCCACACGCCUAACCCUUUCCUUUCCUAGCCACGGUUUGGGGCCGAAGCGACCCGAGACCGGUCGCUAUGCGGAGAGGCGUGAGCGACUAACGGACGGACACGCCAGUGCUACAUGUAUUUUUAUAUUCACCUGAUCUUUCACUUGCCGCGACACCGCUCCCGGAACUCACUCGCCGGGGUUGCCACAUACAUUCUAAAGAUAGAAAGUUUACUUUCGUAAGUGUCAUCCCUUUGGGAACCCUCCCGACGCCGUCGUGACGCUUAGGUCCCUUUAUCGCUUUCGCUAAAUUGUAAAUAAAGCCUAGUGACCGACAAUCGAGAACACCAAUUAAGAUAACUUAACUUAUAAAAUGGUUGUUAACCGCUCCGAUCGGUGCGUCUUUACAAACUCUUUGGGUGACGUCAUUUGUGACGUCCAAAAUAUAGGAUUUAAUGUAAAUGACUAGUUUUAACGAAUAGCAAUAUACAAGUCCAGAAUGAUUCGAGGAAGUCGGCGGCCGCUUUUUUAGGCGUCUUUAUUUACUUUUAUCACUCGCAGUCAUUAUUGGCUCUGCCAAAAAAAGAGCGUCCUCCUCCCUCAGAGGCCGGCGAGCCCAUCCAGAGGUUCGCGGAGAUCUCUUCAGCUCAAAAACAAAAAAAAAACAGUCUCGUAGUAACAAACGCCCCGCAUCCGCCGACGUCCUCACGAACGGGAAGAAGUCAACGUGCCUUAAACACUCGUCUCAACUCGCUUCAUUCCCGACUCUCGUAAUAGCACUGAUUUGGCCCGGAGCUCACUAUGUUCCCCCACCCGGAAUUAUUUCGAUGAAAUGAGCCAAUCUCGGAGUAAAAUCCAUUAAAGCCUUCACUCGUCUCGUCUCUGCUCACAUCAGACUUAUAUAAGUGAGCCGCACUAGGGACGAAAACGUUGCAUUCUUUAAAUAAACUUCCCCAUCAGAGCGAGACCGGUAUUCUAAAACAUUUUCUUUUAUUUGAGUGAAUGUGAAAUUUGAUGGAAGCUAGUUUUUAAUAAAUUAAAUUUCACGCUUACGUUUUAGAAUACGGGUCUAAAUAGUGUUUGAAUUAUUUUUUGUACUUGUAACCUCGCCCGCAAACUAAUUUUGUUCAUUUGGAAAAUCGUCGCUUAAUAUUUAGUUAGAAAUGUCAGUAUUUUAAUUAAGCUUAUUGUUUUUGUGUCUACACGCCUUUAUAUUUUUUUUUACAAUUUCUACUUCGUCGUAAUCUGUGCUAACUUACCUUCGGUAUUUUUGUUUUAUGAAGUCUUAGAUCAAAUUCGAUUUUGGAACGUCAGAUCGACGGCCGCCAUAUUGCUCGGGGCUAAAAUGGCGGGAAUAUGCAAUUGUUUGAGAAUAUAUUGCGUAAAUUCUUUGUAUAUGUUUUUGCUUAUUACAUUUUUAUGAGUAGCGGUUUUAUGGUUAUCGAUUAUUGUUUAUCAGUUAUUUAGUUAAAUUAUUAUUUUAAUAUAUUAUUAAUUAUGACCAAUAAAAUGCAUCGACGCUAAUCCAAUGUCAUUUAGCUAGGGAGAACUGUAAAGAUUACUGUAACUAUUUAAUUAAAAUAUAUAAGUUUUUCAGUAAA